Molecule: messenger RNA, 2220 nt
Organism: Carcharodon carcharias (great white shark)
Lineage: Eukaryota; Metazoa; Chordata; Chondrichthyes; Lamniformes; Lamnidae
Gene: mrps23
Product: mitochondrial ribosomal protein S23
Exons: 5
Coding region: 83-667 (194 amino acids)
Biological process (GO): translation
Cellular component (GO): mitochondrion; ribosome
Molecular function (GO): structural constituent of ribosome
Source: RefSeq, a predicted model, not a curated record
UCAGAGGGCAGCAGCAGCAGGCAGUGAAGAGGGAAGCAGCUGCUGGUGUCAGGAGCACAGGGAGUGAUCAGUGUCUGUGAUCAUGGCUGGCAGCAGGCUGGAGAAAUUCGGCACCAUCUUCACCAGGGUGAGAGAUUUGUUGCGCUCUGGUGUCAUGAAGGAGUCGGAGAAACCUUGCUGGUACGAUGUUUACGCCGCGUUCCCCCCAGACCAUGAGCCAGUCUACCAGAAACCAAAGGAGAGGUUUGGAAAAGUGCAGGACCUCGUCCAGGAGAUUUUCUACCAGGAAGACACGAUUCGAGCGAAAUUCUACGAGGUGUAUGGGAAUGGGCCUAGGCCAUUCGACCUCACACGAUCCAAUUUCGUCUCCACAUGCCAAAGGUUCGUGGAAAAGUACCAAGAACUGGAGGCACAGGGUGAAGUUGAUGAAGAAAAGUUAUUUGAGGCAACGAGCAGGGCACUCCUGGUAGAGGGAGUCAUGUUACGAAGGAGAGGCGGGUUGGGAAUCUCAAGUUUUGCGAGUGGCAGCGCCCAGGAUGCUACGAAACGGGACCCAGUGUUGGACCUGAAGCUGCAGGACCUGCUGAAGGGGAUGCAGGAGGAGCAAGAAGUGCAGGCCCAAAAGGAGGGCCGCCUUCAGGCACCAGACGAGGCCCAGCCGCAUUGACAUGAUUCUGUGCUCCAGACCAUUAAAAACUGUUUUAUGGUGCCCAUGGAGCAGCAUCUCAGUCACAAAACAGUGCCGAAAGGAGGGGGGGAAAAUGAUAUUAAUUUAUUUUUAAAAAACAACCAAUUUAUAACUGAAGGCAAUACGAAUAUGUAGCUGUGCUGGCAGCAUUGGGGUGAGGGCAGGGGGGGCGCUGGUCAUGGUGAGGGGAGAUGAAACAGGAUGUGCUGACUGCAACUUUGUCCCAUAUCUAAAUCCUCCAUUGGCACUCCGUUCUGGAGCUAUUACAGUCCCGCCUCCAAUCCCAGGGACUGCCCAUGAAGCACUAAAACGACAGGCAAGAUAGUAUCCCUGUGUCUUAUGGUAUUGUUAGGUGGAAAAUCUGGCUGUCAGUACCAAAAACCAGUCCCCCGAGGAGCAGGGAGUCCAGCUCCUUCUUUAAGGUCAGUCACUAACUCUUUAAAUAUAACCUGUUAUUUACGACCCUCAUUCUAAGUAAAAGUUGCCUUAAAUGCCAAUGGCAUUUUCCAAAUAAUCUAUUAAAAGAAAUCAGCUUUAGUAGCUGCUGGUCCAGGUAAUUACGUCAGUCUGAAAUAUCUCCAGAACUGAGUGCUAAUAGAGGAUUUAAGAUAUGGGACAAAGCUGCAGUCAGGACAGCCUCUUUUUGUCUCCCUCCACCGUGGCCUGCCCUCGCCCCAAUAUCAUUUUCCUCACCUCCUUUCGGCACUGUUUUGUGACUGAGAUGCUGCUCCACAGGGACCAGCAGCCCUCCAGUUAGCUCAGCUACAUGACCGUUGUUCACCUGUCAGAUGGGAAGACGCUCAGUGUCGACUAGCUCCUCGACCACCGUGUGCAAAACCUGGACACCAGUACAGCACUGUAUGUGGAGAGAUAUGCUGGUUACAGCCCUGUCACUGUCUUGAGCGCCACGCUGGUAAAAUUAUAAAGGAAAGCAUUGGCUAUUCAAAUGGAUUCUUUGUCGUUGCAGCACAGGUGCGUGCGUUUAGACCUGGGCCUCCCAAACUGCGGGUCACGAACCCCAACGGGGGUCACGGGACGAGCAAUUGAGGUCGCAAGCUCCGAGGCAGUAAUGGCGGCUGUGGAGUGGAGACUCCCACUUUGACAGUCCUAGCAGCGGUUGCCAGGCCCCUUUAAAUGUGCGUGCCAUUUUUUUUUGUGGCCUGUGGGCGUGGCCUAAGCCAAUGAGCUCUGAGGCCCAAUCGCUGGCUCCAACAGAGCCUGCAAAAUGGUGGGGUCUCAGUGGUCCUUUGUGCCUGUGUCCCUUGCUAUUUGAACUCCCACCCCGUUCAACAACUUCCCCACUGCAACCCCCCCCCACCCCCACCACCACCCCGGCCAAACCUGAAUUUUCACUCUGGGUGGGUCACAGCACGUGUGGGGCAUUAAAAUGGAGUCACAGCAGAACAAAGUUUGGGAAGUGCUGUUUUAGACUAUGUGGCUGUCUCAAGUACCUUGAAAUCUGAAGCACUUUGACCAUAGAUUGGAAUCACCUUCUUUGGCUGUUUUAAUUAUUAAAAAUAGUCUUUUCUCCA